AUGAUUAAAAUUUCGGUGAAUGGUGUUGAAGGCCAAAAAUUAGAGGUUCAAAGUGCAACAUUUAGUGCAAAAAUUGCAGAAACAGCGGAUGAAGUUCCAGUUCUAGUGUCUCUCCUAAGAUCAGGUCCACUUGGUGUAAAGAGCCAAACAACUACAGUUUUGGGCUCAUUAUGUAAGGAAAACGAACUACGGGUCAAAGUAUUACUUGGGGGUUGCAUUCCUCUGCUUCUCGCUCUUCUAAAAUCAGAAGAAGGUCAAAUCACAGCUGCAAAUACCAUUUAUGUUGUUUCUGAAGGUGAUGCCAAAUAUCAUGUUGGAUCCAAAAUCUUUGCCACUGAAGGCGUUGUUCUAGUGUUGUGGGAGCAACUUGAAAAGGGUUCAAAAGUAGUUGAUGAUUUGCUGACUGGUGCUUUGAGAAACCUGUGUGGGACCACCGAGGGUUUUUGCUCAAAGCAAAAAACAAGAAAAGAUAUAGCAAGUUGUAAUGGCAUCCCUUCUUUGAUUAAUGCCAAAAUAGCUCCUUCAAAAAGGUUUGUGCAAGGUGAAGAUGCUCUAGAUUUACAAGAGAACGCGAUGUAUGAUCUCUCCAACAUUUCCGGUGGGUUGUGCCAUGUUAUCACUAGUCUCGGUCAAAGUCUUGACUUGUUCUCUUCACCUGGAUAG
Molecule: messenger RNA, 663 nt
Organism: Lactuca saligna
Lineage: Eukaryota; Viridiplantae; Streptophyta; Magnoliopsida; Asterales; Asteraceae
Source: the annotation of a GenBank genome assembly